AUGAACGUGCAGGAGGAGCUGCAGCUGCAGGAGUGGGUGCUGCAGCACCUGGACCCCCCGGCGCCUCAGCAGCAGCAGCAGCAGCAGCAGCAGCACGAACAGCAGCAAGACCAGCAGCAAGAGCAGCAGACGGGCGACUGGCACAAUGCAGUUGCUGAUGCCUGUGUACAAGGGCCUCACCCGGUGAAGCAGCAGCAGCAGCAACAGCAAGAGAAGCUCCAGAAGAGGCAGCAACAGCAGCUCGAAGAGCCGCUGCAGCAGCAGCAGCAGCAGGAGCAAGAGGACCAGCAGCAAGAAGCAGCAGGCGUCCCUCUGCGCUCGACGCUGCUGCUGCGCCUCCAGAGACAUCUGCAUUUUGUCGCAGGGCUGCGCCGCGAGCAGCAGCAGCAACAGCAGCAGCAGCCACAGCAGCAGCAACAACAACGGCAGCAGAAGCAGACUGCCGCCCGUGAUUUGCAGCAGGCAGCAUUAGAAAGACAACAGCAGCAAAAGGAGCAGCAAAAUCGAGAACAGCAGCCUGAUAAAGCUGCUGCUGCUGCUGCGGCAGGCACAACCCAGCAGCGGCAGAUGAAGCAGAAGGAGCAGCAGCAGCAGAAAAAGCAACAGCAGCAGGUGCAGCAGCAGCAGCAAGUUCGUGUGGCUUCUGAAUGCGCUGCUGCUGCUGCUGCUGGAAGCCUGUGGGAGGCCUUGCUGGCAGAGACAGAGAGGGAGGCGUCUGCUGCUCCUGCUGCUGCUGCUGCUGCUGCUGCUGCUGCUGCUGCUGCCCGGCGAAAAGCUCUGCGUUCCGCUCAGUCUAAGGGUGCUGCUGCUACUGCAGCAACUUCUGCUGAUGCUGCAGCAGCAAGAGAUGCUGCAGCAGCACAAGGCGCUGCAGCAGCAAAAGAUGUUGCACCAGCACAAGACGCUGCAGCAGCAGAAGAUGCUGCAGCAGCAGCAGAAGAUGCUGCAACAGCAACAAAAGAUGCGGCAGCAGGAAGAGAUGCUGCAGCAGCACAAGACGCAACAAAAGAUGCAGCAGCAGCAAAAGAUGCUUCAGCAGCACAGGGCGCAGCAGCAACAAAAGAUGCUGCAGCAGCAAAAGAUGCUGCAGCAGCACAGGGCAUUGCAGCAGCAAAAGGCACUGCAGCAGUAAAAGAUGCAGUAGCAGCAAAAGAUGCAGCAACAGCACAAGGCGCAGCAGCAGCAAAUGAUGCUGCAGAAGCCAAAGAUGCCGCAGCAGCACAAGGCUCUGCAGCAGCGAAAGGCACUGCAGCAGCAAGAGAUGCAGCAGCAGCAAAACCUCCAAGGCCGCCUUUGCCUCGAGCUUGCAGCAGGGAGCCUCUCUGCCCUCGGCGGCCCCCAGUUCGUGCUGCUGCUGCUGCUGCUGCUGCUGCUGCUGCAUCGCCUACCUCGGGCCAGACAUCAGGAAGCUGCCUACAUCGUAGCUGCGGCAACAGCAGCAGCAGCCGCAGCAGCAGCAUCUGCAGCAGCAACGCCCCAAACAACGCCAGCCAGAGGCAGCAGUGCAUGACGCAAAGCCCACAGCGUGCUGCUGCUGCUGCUGCUGCUGCUGCUACACGCGCUGCUGCUGCGCGUGCUGCUGCUGCACGUGCUGCUGCUGCGCGUGCUGCUGCUGCACGGAAGAACUCACAAGAGCUGCAGGCCCCAAAACAUUUGUCUGCUGCUGCAGAAUCAGCAACAGCAGCAGCAGCAACAGCAGCAGCUACUGCGGCGGCAGAACCUCCAGCAGCAGCUUCUGUUGCUGCACGAAAAGCAGCAGCAAUAGCAGCAGCAGCACCAGCGCCAGCCGCCGUAUCGCCACAGAGCAUGCAGCAGCAGCCAGCAGCAGCAGCAACAGCAGCAAGAGCACCAGCAGCAGCAACCGCAUCAGCAGCAGGUCGCUGCCCUCGGCAUUCGGCUGUUCCCGCCAGGCAACACCAGAAGCACCGAGCGCUCUGCAUGCGGCGGCAGCAACUGCAGCAGCAGCAGCAGCAGCAACAGCAAAAGCAGAAACAACAGCAAGGUCCAGUAAAAACGCAGCAGCUGUCUGCGCAGCAGCAACAGCAGCAGACGCAGUUGUGCAUGCGUUGCUGCUGCACCUCCUGCAGCGAGCUAUCUCCAGCAAGCAGGCAGGAGCAGCAGCAGCAGCAGCAGACUUGUAAGGCGGCAGCAGCAGCAGCUGCAGCAUCACCUGCUGAGGCUGGAGCGGAAGCAGCAGCAGCAGCAGCCAAAGGCUGCUGCUGCUGCUGCUGCCUGACGCCUGCUCGUGGUGUCCCUGGGGUUUGCCCUCGGCCUCCAGCAGCAGCAGCCUCAACAGCAGCAGCAGCAGCAGCUGCUGCUGCUGCUGUUGCUGCAGGUUCAGCUGCACAUACACCGCACGGGGAUCGCAGCCUCUCUGCGGGGUCUCUAAGAAGCUUUGAUGUGCUGACGCCCCCCCAAAGCAGCAGAAGACAGCUUCCUCCUUGCUUGCUGGGCCGUCAUUCUGCUGCUGCUGCUGCUGCUGCUGCUGAUCAAGGCGACCUGCCUCUGCAGCAGCGUCAGACGAAUGCCUCCCAAGAAGCAGGUCUACCUCCUGCUGAAGCAGCAGCAGCUGCUGCUGCUGCGGCUAAAACUGCUGCUGCAGUUCACUGUUGCCUACAAAGGCGCCGCCAGCAGCAGCACCUGCUGCAGCAACACCUGCAGCAGCAGCAACUGCAGCAGCAGCACAGAGUCACAUGUCAAGACACCGCGGGAGCAUCCAAGGCACCGCAGGCCCCAACUGCUGCUGCUGCUGCAGGAUCGGCAGCAGCAGGCUUUGCCAGCCAUCAGCCUGCUGCUGCACCUGAGGAGACAGAUCAGCAGCAGCAGCAGCAGCAACAGCAGCAGCAACAGCAGCAGCCCCGAGUGCUCCUCACCCAGAGGAAGCCCCAGAAUUGCCCGAGGAAGCACGUUGUGCUGCUGAUGCCCGCUGCAGUGACGCACAGCAGCAGCAGCAGCAGCAGCAGCAGCAGCUACAACAACAGUUGGAGCCCAGCAGCCCCCACCACUCGCCAGCUACUCAAGCUUCCGGCUUCAGCAGCAGAAACAGCAGCAGCAGCAGCAGCAGCAGACCUACAGUGCAGCAGGGGAAUGCUCAUCUGCGACAGCGCCCGCACACUGUCCCCAGAUGAUUUGCUGCAGCUGCAGCAAGAGACGCACCAGCAGCAGCAGCAGGAGGAGGAAACACAGCAGCAGGAGGAAACACAGCAGCCGCAGCAGCAGCAGCAGCAGCAGCAGCAGCAGCAGGAAACACAGGAACAGCAACAGCAGCAGCAGCAGGAAUGGCUUUACGGAGAGAGCAGCAACGCGCAGUUUGAGUCUUUGCGUGUUGAACAUCAGUGCCAGGCCCCUUUGCUGCAGCAGCAGCAGCAGCAGCAGCAGCAGCAGCAUAUGCAGCAGCAGAAGCACCUGCACCAGAAACAGCUGCAGCAGCAGCUGCAGCAGCUGCCACAGCAACAUCGGCUGCAUCACCAGGAGCAGCUUGGGGCGCAGCAGCAGCAGCAGCAGCAGCAGCCCAGUACAGUAAAUCUGCUUUUGUCUGUACCUGAGUGCUUCUCUUGUGUGCCGUGGCAGCAGCAACAGCAGCAGCAGCAAGUGCAGCAGCUUCAAUUCCAGCAGCAGCAACAACAAUUACAGCUGCAGCACCUUCAGGCACCUAUUAGCCAUCAGUACCUGCAGCAGCAACAGCAGCUGCAGCAGCUGCAGCAGCAGCAGCGACUGCAGCAGCAGCAACUGCAGCAGCAGCAUCUGCAGCUUUUGCAUCCAGAACUGCAGGAGAUGCAGCAGCAGCAGCAGCAACUGCAGCAGCAGCAGCUGCAGCAGGAGCGGCUCCUUUUCCAAGGGCAACGGUGCUGCGCUGCUCAUACACCAGAGCUCGGGACAGAGCACAACAGCAGCAGCAGCAGCAGCAGCGUCGCCUUUCAUACCCUUUUGAAUCCACAGCGAGAUCAGCUGCUGGUGCUGCAGCAGCAAGUGCAGCAGCAACUGCAAAUGCAGCAGCAGCAGAAGGCCUCAUUGCAGCAGAAUCAUUGCUGCAGCAGGCUAUGCAGGCUGCCGGUUGCCCCUAACGUUGAUGUGCUGCAGCAGCAGCAACAGUUCCAGCAGCAACAGCUGCAGCAGCAGCAGCAGCAGCAGCAGCAGCUACAGCAGCUGCAGCAGCAGCAGUUGCUGCUUCAGCAGUUGCAGCAACAGCAGCAAAUUUCCCCCGGCAGUAACUGCACACCGCAGUUCUCUCAACCCACGAAACAGCACCAAGUGCAGCAGCAGCAACAGCUGCAGCAACGGCAGCAGCAGCAGCAACAACACCUGCAGCAGCAGCAGCUGCAGCAGCAGCAGCAGCAGCAAGGAUUGCUGCAGUGCUUUGCUCUGAGUGGGCCUCAGCCUUCGUUUGGGAGUGUGAAGAGCACCUCAGGCACUACAGCUGCGCCAACUCUGCUGCAGCAAAUGCAUGCACAGCAGCAGCAGCAGCAGCAGCAGCAGAAGCAGCAGCAGCAGCUGCUGCAGUUUAACGAUGUGGAGCCCCUGGAGGAUGGGUGCUGCAGCGUUAGUUGCUGCGACGCGCCUCCAGUGCAGCCGCUGCUGCCUGCUGCUGCUGCUGGCAGUACACCACAUGAGCUUGCUGUGGGGCCCCAGCAGCAGAAGCAGCAGGUGCAGCAGCAGCAGCAGCAGGUACAGCAGCAGCAGCAGCUUCAAGUGCAGCAACAACCUGCGAGUAAGUUGCAGCAGCAGCAGCAGCAGCAGCAUCGCAUGCUGCAGCAGAUGUGGGGAGGCAGCGCUGCAGCAGAGCUGCAUGCCUACAACUGGGGAGUAGAGGAGCAGCAACAGCAGCAGCUGGAGCAGCAGCUGCAGCAACAGUUGCUGCAACAGCAAGUGCUGCUGCAGCAGCAGCAGCCAGGAGUAAUGCGGCUGCUGCAGUUGGCCGCAGCAGGUAGCCGUCAGCUCAGAGAAAGAGUUGUUAGAGACCUCCCUAAAGAGGUAGAGAUAACUGCAGCAGCAGCAGCAGCAGCAGCAGCAGCAGCAGCAGCAACAGCUGCAAGUUGCCCUACACAAUGCACAAACCCUGCAGUUGCAGCACCGCUAUAA
Eimeria acervulina is the source of this 5079-nucleotide messenger RNA. RefSeq lists its product as hypothetical. Gene Ontology annotation, biological process: epidermal growth factor receptor signaling pathway. NCBI's taxonomy places the organism in Eukaryota, Apicomplexa, Conoidasida, Eucoccidiorida, Eimeriidae. Bases 1 to 5079 code for a protein of 1692 amino acids. The transcript has a single exon. The record is from RefSeq and is a predicted model, not a curated record.